UAUCCGGAAGAUUUUAAGCGAAGGACCGUUCUUUAAGCAUAUGAACUGCACGGGAAAAUAUACCUUAACAAGCGUGUUCAAUCAUGGUUGAAGACGAAGAACAAAACAAGAUACUGUUGCUAAAAGGUGGCGUUUUUCUGACAACCGUGGCCACAGCUGGCAUGAUCGCCGGUUUCGGUACGACCUUGGCGAUAGCUAAGAAGAAAAGCCCAGAAUGGUUUAACAAGGGCCUGGCAGGCACAACGGCAGUACCGGAGAGUGGGGCAUCACUGGCCCUCCGGGCACUGGGCUGGGGCUCGCUGUAUGCCUGCUGCGGGGUGGGCCUCCUCAGCUUUGCUGUCUGGAAGGCCCUGGGCGUCCAUAGCCUAGCAGAGUUCAAGCAGAAGAUGCAGUCAGUCUUUCCAACGAUCCCCAAAACAGAAACACAAGCCAACAUAAACCCCAUGAACUGGGAGUCUUUCUUCAGAUCAAAGUAACAGAAUGGAUGGAUGCCGCACACUUCCAUAGCUGACUGGACUACCUGGGGAUCAGAUUUCCUCCCUUAAAGUUUCAGUGUUAUUGGAGGUGCAGGGUUGGCAAUUACAUUGUCGUCAUUUCAUCCAGUCAGCCCUCCAGACCUGUGGCAUUUUGUGGUUGGCAGUUUUGGUUUUUUGUUGAGUUUCUUUCUAAUAGACUUUAUGUCCAAGACCUUGCCUUGGGAUACUUUUGAUCAGGUGGACAGGCACAGCACAUCAAGUGCUGGAUGGACACUUUCCUUUAAAAGUAUAUUUGCAUCUGUUUCUGCUCACUGUAGCUAUGAGUUUGAAAAAGUCACAACUGGCUUUAUUUGUUGCAAAGAUUUAAUAUGUUGCUGCGGAAAUAAACAUAUUGAAUUGUA
This is a messenger RNA of Brienomyrus brachyistius, 877 nucleotides long. RefSeq names its product transmembrane protein 242-like. The transcript has 4 exons. The record is from RefSeq and is a predicted model, not a curated record. Lineage: Eukaryota; Metazoa; Chordata; Actinopteri; Osteoglossiformes; Mormyridae. Bases 84 to 476 code for a protein of 130 amino acids.